Messenger RNA from Oncorhynchus kisutch (coho salmon), 4086 nucleotides. RefSeq names its product RING finger protein 141. Gene Ontology annotation, molecular function: ubiquitin-protein transferase activity. Lineage: Eukaryota; Metazoa; Chordata; Actinopteri; Salmoniformes; Salmonidae. The record is from RefSeq and is a predicted model, not a curated record. Gene Ontology annotation, biological process: protein autoubiquitination. The coding region runs from base 182 to 880 and encodes 232 amino acids. The transcript has 6 exons.
AUUUUCUUUCGUCAUCAUUCUGCGACAGGCUUGCCAGCACACAAAAACCACAACACAGACACUCAAACAAAAUAAACGUUGCUGAUUGCAUGUGGUUUGCGAAAUAUCGAUGUUGACACGUAGCAAUACCAGGCCCCCCUGCACCGUCUUCUCAUAGUGCUUUUGUGUGAGCGCGGUCGGGAUGGGCCAGCAGAUCUCAGGCCAGGCGGUGAUGACCAGUCUACCUGAGAAGCUGAUGAAACACGCCAGGCUGGUAACAGACAGCGGUUACCUCAACUACGAGGAGUUCCUGGGCAGGGUGGCAGAGCUCAAUGACAUGACAGCUAAGCUUGCAGCUGGACAGCAAAAACACCUUAUCUUUGAAGUCCAGACUGGCUCGGACGCCUCUGCUCUGUGGAAAGUGGCUGUGAGGAUAGUUUGUACCAAGAUCAACAAAGAGAAUGGGAUGGUGGAGGCGUCUCGCAUCAUGAACCUGUACCAGUUCAUUCAGCUGUACCGUGACAUUACCAGCCAGGCAGCAGAGGUGCUGUCAGCAGAGGGCGCCAGGCUCCCAUCUGGAAACCUCCCAUCUGGAAACCUCCCAUCAGGGGACUCCUGUCAGGCCAGCAUGUGGAUGGGCAGGGUAAAGCAGUUGACUGAUGAGGAAGAGUGCUGUAUCUGCAUGGAUGGGAAAUCUGACCUCAUCCUGCCUUGUGCUCAUAGCUUCUGUCAGAAGUGCAUUGACAAGUGGAGUGGGCAGAGCAGGAAUUGUCCGAUAUGCCGCUUGCAAGUGACCGCUGCUAAUGAGUCGUGGGUGAUGCCUGAUGCCCCUACAGAGGAGGACAUAGCUGGCUGUAUCCUCAACCUGGCUGACGAGGCAGGCCAUCCACACAGACCGUAAACUGCUCAACACUAAGACACUUUGAUAAACUAGUGACAGACAAACUGACAUCGGGAAUAGUUAGGGGUUUUUCCUGACUUAGUGUAGGGCCUGUAGUUUUUCCUCAUCAGGAAAAAACCUUGGCCUAGUUUUGGGGUAUGUAGAUAGGAUUUAGUUUGCUUUAUAGAAAUGUGCCUAUGUGAUCUUCACUUUUAGCAAUAACCACUGAUUAUAUUUAUUUUAUGUUCUCUUUUUUACUUUUCCAUAUUUUUACAUGAUUGCUCUCCAAAGUGGAUGUGUAUAUAAGAUUUAAAGAUGUGUAUAUACACAUGGUGGCCAGCUUAUUAGGUACACUACCCCAUUCAUGAAAAUGGUUUGUUUCUACAGACAGUGAGUGACGUGGCCGUGGCUUGCCAUAUAAAGCAGGCAGACAGACAUCGAGGCAUUCUGUUCGAUUGAAUGUUAGGAUGGGCAAAACUGACCUAUGCGACUUUACGCAUGGUUUGCUCAUCGGUGCCAGGCACGCCGGUUCCAGUAUCUCAGAGGCCCGGCCUCCUGGGCUUUCCAGGCAUGACAGAGUGUAGGGUUGUUCAAGAAUUGUGCGAUAAACAACAAAACAUCCAGUCAGUUCUAUGGUCAUAAACAGCUCGUUGAUGAGAGGUCGAAGGAGAAUGGCAAGAAUCUUGCAAGCUAAAAGGCGGGCCACAAACGGGUAAAUAAUGACGCAGUACAACAAUGGUGUGCAGAACAGCAUCUCAGAACGCACAACUCACUGGUCCUUGUCACAGAUGAGCUAUUACAGCAAACGACCACACCGGGUUCCACUCUUAUCAGCUAAAAACAAGAAGAAUUAGUUCCAGUGGGCACAUGAUCACCAACACUGGACAAUUGAGGAGUGGAAAAACACUGACUGGUCCGACCAAUCCUGGUUCGUGUUGCGUCAUGCUGGUGGUAGAGUCAGGGUUUGGCAUAAGCAGCAUGAGUCUAUGGCCCCAUCCUGCCUUUUUUCAACAGUACAAGCUGGUGGUGUAACGGUGUGGGGGAUGCUUUCCUGGCACACUUUAGGUCCCUUAAUAUCAAUUGAGCAAUGUUUCCAUGCCCUUUCAAAUUCAGGCUGUUCUCGAGGCAAAUGAGGGUCCGACCUGGUACUAGAUGAGUGUACCUAAUAAGUUGGCCACAUUGUUUCCGUUCAGCUUGGUUAUACCUACUCUUAGAAUUGCGCUUUGAAUCCUGGAUAAUAGUAGAUGUUUUAGUAUAACUGUUAUAGGCAGCUCUGUAACUGCUGUUGAACUUUGCAUAAAUCACUGUAGUCACAUGAAUACUUUAAUUUUGAAAUCCACACACUCUGUGGGAAUGGUUUGUAAUUUCAUGAAAUGUGAAAAUAAGUACAAUAAUCUCAUGGAUGCUUUAGCCAGGACAAGCUUUCUAUUUUCUCUUUAAUCAACAUGUUAGGGUGAGGUGAUUUCUAUCAACUAUUUUUAACAUAAUUAAAACAAAACUUCUGCAUUAUUAUUAACAAUAAUUAUUUAUUAUAUCACUGAUACCCAGGCCAGUGCAUUGGAUGUUAUAAAUAAUGUACUUUUUAUUAAGUGUGAGAGACUGAGUGAAUGUUAAAAUAAUACAUAUAUUUUUUAAUUCCCAUUAGGUAACUAAAGAUUGAAGCUGUUUUGUAUAUGCACUUUACUCACUGUUAGUUAAACAAUGAUUUAACAUAUUAAAAAAAAUAUUAGUCCACAGAACAUUUUUAACCAAAUCUGUCAAAGUAUUUUGGGUUUGUAAUGUUGACCAAUUGCACUUUUGAACACUUUUGUAUUUCGCUGUGACAAUCAUAUUAUUAUUGUGCGUCUUUGAGUAAAGCUAAAUCCACAACAACAUAAUUGAUGUCCUUUAGAAGUGUAGCAGGGCUCUACACUUACAAGAUGAGUAACUUUGCCUGAGGACUUGUGUUAGCAACCAGAGCUAACAACUAGGCUUUAGCUCAGUGGGCUAACGCAGUCUUCAGUUACAUCAAUAUCCUGUGUUCAACCUGGUUGUUUACAGAAGCGCACAGCCUAGUAAUUUUAUGAAAGACAAACUGCAUUUAGCAUUUGAGUGCAAUGUUCUAUGGUGGCCUAUAGGUGGUAGCAUGUACUCUGUAACUGCACCUGUAGUUGGCUGGAGUACUUUAGAAUGACUAAUUCAGGAUGUUUAGGACGCAACUUGCUAGUUAACUAUGAUUAUGGUCUUUUCUUGUUAAUUGAUAAACUGAACUGUCUCUGAACAUUCAUAACAUAAACCAACAACAGGCUAAUAAAGAGAGCAGUUAUGUAUAUUGUCUUAUUUUAUUACAUGUUGGCAACCUCAGGUGGUUGUCAGUCUCAUAUUUGACCAACUUUGUGUUUCAGGUGCAUUUGUUACAGUAUUUGACACAGACGCCUAUUCUAAGUAGCUCUUUAUUGUCAUAUAAAAACAAAUUUCCCGAUCAUACACGUACAGUUGAGUGACAUUUAUGCUGCAUUCAGACAAUGAACCAAUUCUAGGAUGAAAGUUUGUCAUAGUCGCCACAUGAUUACAGUUCACCUUUUGUCAAGUGAUUUUUGUCCAUGGUAUGAUGCCCACAUAAGAGAAGCAAUUCAACAUUAUAGAAAGUGCUCCGUAGUUAACCUCUUACCAAAGUUGUAUAAUAGAAAACACCACUCCUCUCAUACCCAGCUACGAACUUAGUAACUUCUUUAAAUGUGAGUCCCUUCACCUGAUAGAACACAAUAAUAUCCCUUCUACCAUUAUGUACUGUAAUUCAAAUAGAAAGACAAGAACAACAACAAAAAUGGCUAUGCUCUCGGAUUGGCUUUCAUUCUGGUGUGAGAACUCUUGUAUUGGCACAGUUGGUAGUAUUUUUUUUUAACAGGACCUGGGAGUGGCAGUGUACUGGCAGUGUACAGGCAGUGUCCCUCUGGCUCUCAUGUUCAACUACAAAACUGGUUUUCUAGGACAACAUGAGAAAAUUAGGUAGCGAGUAAGUUCUGCUUUCUCAACGAUAAAAAAACCUGCAUGCAAAUGAGUCAACAGAGGACAUGGGUACUGUGAUUUGCCUAGUAUGGUGCUGUUAGCUUGGCUUGAUGUGGUGUAGCUUACACAGUACGGUCUUAUUCAUAUAGCAAGGUGCCUUAUUCUCUCAGUAUUACCAUAGCCCAGUAACAGUUGGAUCUUUUCACCAUUUUGGUGCGUUUUGAGAAGUGUAACUUGCU